Messenger RNA from Eucalyptus grandis, 1321 nucleotides. RefSeq names its product phytochromobilin:ferredoxin oxidoreductase, chloroplastic. Bases 71 to 1045 code for a protein of 324 amino acids. The record is from RefSeq and is a predicted model, not a curated record. Gene Ontology annotation, biological process: phytochromobilin biosynthetic process. NCBI's taxonomy places the organism in Eukaryota, Viridiplantae, Streptophyta, Magnoliopsida, Myrtales, Myrtaceae. Gene Ontology annotation, molecular function: cobalt ion binding; phytochromobilin:ferredoxin oxidoreductase activity. The transcript has 8 exons.
UCCGAUUCCCACGCCGACUCCGACUCCGACUCCGACUCCGUUAAUGGUGUCGACGGCGCUCUAGCUUCGGAUGGAGUCCGCUUCCUCCACCGCCUUCUCCUUCGCUCUCCGGCGCUCCUCAGCCGCCGAGCUCGGCAGCGGCUUCGCUCGGCGGACGGGGAGGCCGUGCGUGCGCGCCUCCGCUCUGUCGUACCGGCAGUUCGUCCAAUUCGCUCUGGACGAGACCGCGCUCCACACCCGCGUGGCUCCUUCUCCUCUGCAGGAAAGGUUCGGCUCCAUGAAGCCACUGGAUGAUAAAACAGAGAUCGAGUUGUUGUCGUAUGAAGCGCCGAAAAUUAGGUUGCUUCGGAGUUUGAGCAUUCAAGGGAGCAAGGGACUGCAGGUUUUGGAUUUUGCUAUGUUUCCAGAACCAGAAUACGAUCUGCCUAUAUUCUGUGCCAACUUUUUCACUGCUGCUGAGACAAACAUAGUUGUUCUGGACCUUAACCCUCUAUAUGACGUUGUCAAGCACAAAGAAUACAAAGAUAAGUACUAUGAAGGCCUUAUGUCUUUAGGUCUCAAUUAUGCUGAGCUUUUACCAUGGGGUGGAAAAUUAACGGGCGAAUCGUUGAGAUUCUUCUCACCAAUAGUCAUAUGGACCAGGUUUAAGUCUAGUCAACACAUGCUUGACGUUUUAUACUCUGCGUUCAUGGAUUAUCUCAAGGCUUGGCUUGGUUUGAUGGACCUAGGAAUAAGGGAGACUGAUGCAUCUCGAAUUAUAGCCAACCGCGAGGCGCAGCAUCGGUAUCUGACUUGGAGAGCAGAAAAGGAUCCGGGUUAUGAAGUUUUGAAAAGGUUAUUUGGGGAGACACGUGCAAAGAAUGUGGUCCGGAGCUUCCUAUUCGACGGAGUCGAUUCACUAGGCAGCAAAACAUUUUUGGAUUACUUUCCAGAAUAUCGAUGUGAAGAAGGAAGAGUAAAUGAGAAGAGAAGCAUGCUUGGGAAGUCUUUUGCAACUCGCCCAUGGAACAGAAAAGGAGAAUUUAUAGGAAACCGUAAUGACUAACUUGCCCUGUUCAUUGUGCUUCUGUUGCCACCUUGGCUGCGUCUGUUUUAUUGUGCUACUGCACUUAACUAGUACAUAAGUGAGCUUUCUCUCUCUUCGGGCUAGCAGCCUCUUUUCGGGUUUGGUUAUUUAUUCCUCAAAUUGACAAAGUUGUUAUCUCAGUCGUUUGUAAUUUUCUCAUUGUUCUUGCCAAAAAUAAGUCCUUUAUCUGUAAGUACGAUGCAAGAGUUUGAAAAAGUAGCUUACAUGUGAUUAAUGCACCUAUCAUUCCUGUAA